GCGUGCGGGUGGGCCGGUCGCGCGAGAGACGAGUUCAGUUCGUUUUAACGUCGGGCAUCGCGUGCGGUUUUUGCUCAGCUGUCGUCGUCGUCGUCGUCGUUGUUGUCGUCGCAGUUGUCGUAUAGCGGUUUUUCGUCUCGUCGUCUUUUCGAAAUUUUGUUUUACCCCUCGGCCGACUUAUCCACGUGCGAAUCUAAAAAAACAUGAAAAAAUUUUUAUAGAUUGUUUGAUAUUAAUAAUUUUGAAACCUAUUGUGAAUUUUCGAGAAAUUGAUCGUAAUUUCGAACGAAAUUAUCGUUUAUUGUCAUCUCGAUUUUGGACUCUUUCAGUACGAAAUCUGACGGCCGAUUGGCCUACACAUUAUGCACGUGUGUGAGUACGUACACAUUUACCUUCCGACGUUACACACACAAUUUUGACCCCAUCAAAAUGUAUGGAGAAUUUAUGGAAAUAGAAGUGUAACAGGAAAUUUCUGUCGACUCAAUUAGUGCCUAAACAAAGAUCAUUGUUGAAUAAUUAUCCAAGUGCAGUUAGCAUUCAAAGCCGCUCAUUAUGUAGAUAUUUAACCCUCGUUAGGUCGGGCAACAUAAUAUAUAACGAUCGUCUCAUCCGAUCAUGCUUCCGGCGUGACGGGCCGCCGAUGCGGCGAUGACGGCGACCUCCAGCGUGACCUGAGUGGCCGGCCGGUUAUGCUCGGGUCGGCGUACCCGGAUGUCGUUUAAAUGGACGGCGUCAACGUCACGGCCGCAGUGUACGAGCACAGCAACGAGACAGCAGUGGUUAGGAACGCGACCACCGCCGCCGGGCCGCCGUCAACGUACACGGCGCUGGAAGCGUUCACCAUCGGUUCCGUGUUGUUCCUGGUCAUCGUGGUCACCAUCGUCGGCAACGUGCUCGUCUGCAUAGCCGUGUGCCUGGUCCGCAAGCUCCGGCGCCCUUGCAACUAUCUGCUCGUGUCGCUGGCCGUGUCCGACCUGUGCGUGGCCCUGCUCGUCAUGCCCAUGGCCCUGCUCUACCUGGUCCUGGGCAAAUGGCCGUUCGGCACGUUCAUGUGCGACCUAUGGGUGUCGUUCGACGUGCUGUCGUGCACCGCGUCCAUACUGAACCUGUGCAUGAUCAGCGUGGACCGGUACUACGCCAUCACCAAGCCUCUGGAGUACGGCGUGAAGCGGACGCCCCGCCGGAUGUUGGUUUGCGUGUCGCUGGUGUGGCUGGGCGCGGCGUGUAUUAGCCUGCCGCCGGUGCUCAUACUGGGCAACGAGCACUCGACGGUGGACGGUGUACCGCACUGCACCGUGUGCCAGAACUUCGGUUACCAGAUUUACGCGACGCUGGGAUCGUUCUACAUACCGCUGACCGUCAUGAUCACCGUGUACUACAAGAUCUUCCAGGCCGCCCGCAAGAUCGUGCUGGAGGAACGGCGGGCGCAGAGCCACCUGGAGAACAGCCACUGUUACCUGGAGAUCAGCGUCAAGAACGGCGUCGGCCCGGUCGAGUCGAAAAUCGCCGCCGCCGCGCCGCCGGAACGCGGCCAACACGAUCACCGGGCCAGCAGCAGCGCCAGCACCGUCACCACCUGUAGCGGAACGAUAGGAAGCGGUGCACGUGGCGGUGACGGAUGUCGGUGCUGUUCGAUGGUGCGCCGGUCGGUGGGCGAGUAUCAGUGUCCUGUGCUGAUGGUGGUGCCCAGCAACGGCCACAACGCUGGCCGUCCGGCGGCCGCGGCCACCAAGAAGCCCGAGUCCGGCGGCAAGAAGCUCAGGUUCCAGCUGGCAAAGGAGCGGAAAGCGUCCACCACGCUGGGCAUCAUCAUGAGCGCGUUCACCGUGUGCUGGUUACCGUUCUUCGUGCUGGCGCUGGUCAGGCCGUUCCUCAGCGACCCGUCCAGCAUACCCAGCUCGCUGAGCAGCCUGUUCCUGUGGCUGGGCUACGCCAACUCGCUACUCAAUCCCGUGAUCUACGCCACGCUGAAUCGAGACUUCCGAAGGCCGUUCCAGCAAAUACUGUACUUCAAGUGCGGCUCGCUGAACCACAUGAUGCGCGAGGAAUUUUACCAUUCGCAGUACGGCGACCCGGAGCCGCAGCACUCCACACACUAUUGCGUGAUACCCGGAGAGCCGAACAUCGUGCCUCACCAUCCGUCCCCUACCAAGCCGGACGACACGCGGACCACAGAUUCCAAUCAACAGACGUUGGCGUCGGAGUCGUUCCUCUAGUGACUCACGUUUAUCACGACCGCGACAACACAUUAAUGAUAACAUAUUAUAAUAAUUAUUCGUUGGGCUCGGCUCGGCACACCUAUAUAGCAAAAUCGGUAGUUGCACCGCCCCCCCGGUGAUGGUCGAUAAUAAUAAUAUAUUAUAAUUAUUAUAAAACAAUAAAUGUACCCAAGCCGCAAAACGAUGAUAAUAUUGUGUUUUCCCAAUUUUACCGAUUCGUUUAGACUUUUUCGAUUCGGUCCACGUUAAACGGUAAUCACCCGAACGUCAAAUACUGCAAAAACGAUAAAACAUAAUAUAUAAUUCAUUGUAACAUAAACAUUAUAAUAUAUUAUAUAUAAUCAUUUAUACAUUAUCUGUUUUUGUUUUUACGAUCGCGCAAUAAACACUAGAUUGAAAUUCACGGUUUGAUAAUAAAUAAUAUUACAAAAUCGUCCCGGAGUUUGACGUAAAUGUUUUUAACCGUAAUUAUCUUCAAUUAUAUAAUAUCGGAAACAUUUUUCAAUGUUUUGAUGGUAUUUUGACAACUACGUGAUCAAAGAUGUAAUGUGUAAUGAAUGUGAAAAUUUAUGUUAUAUUACCUAAUUGAUUUUGUGUAGUCUGUGUCUUCUGUUGUAAUCACUUUAAUAUAUAUUUAUCCAUACGCAUUGCGCUUCUAAUACGUAUGUAUAGGUAUUGAUUUAUUUUCACUGAACUACUGUAAUAAAAUUGUAUACUUUCAAUCAAUUUUAAUUUUUCGGUUAGUUAUUUUUAUAUUCCAUUCUAUGUUGAAAAACGCAUUUGGAAAAUAAUAUUCAGCAACUCAUUUCUUGAAAAUAUGCAAAUAUAUUACAAAAAUAUGUUUCUUAUAAUUUUAAGUAAGCUUAAUAUAAUAUCCAAAAUAUGCACUAUGCAGAAAAUAAUAAGAAAUUAGACGCACCGAUUACUCAUGGAUACAGAUUUAAAAAAAUUAAAAAUAUAUAUAUGUAUAUAUAUAUAUAUUUAAUAAUCACAAAUGCUAUUUUCAAUAUUGAAUUAAGUUAAGUUACCUAUUGAUUUUAAAAUGUACGAUGUAGCAAAUAAUAUAAUUCUUUAUUAAAAAUGUUCACCAAAUGUUUAUAAAAUAAUACUGAUGAACAGAUAAAUAAAAAUGAUAUUUUAAUAAAGUAUUAAAUAGCAAGACUGUUUUUAGUCGUGUUGAAUUUAAAUUAAUUUUGCAAUGAUUUAUAAAAUGAACAACAAAAUUCAACAAAUUAAUAAUAGUUAUUAUCAGAUUAUUAUAGUAUUAAAACAUUUUUAGAUAGUAUAUACGUAUAAUAUGGUCAAGAAAAAUAUAAAUUUUUCUUCAUUGGAGUACCUAUUAACACACGAAUUGUUUGAAAUAUAAAUUUACUUUUUAAGAAGACAUAUUAAAUAAAUGUGAAUAAAAUAACUCAGAUAGAUAUUUUAAUUAUAAAUACCAUAAAUACUGCAGAACUUCAGUUAUUUUACAGUAAAACAGUAGUUCAGGGAAAAAUGUAAAGUUAUGUUCUUAAAGUAUUUAUUUAUUUUUUAUUUUAAAGAGUUAUUAUGCUUGUAUAAAUUAAAAUUUCAUUUAAAUCGUGUACAUUUUAUUUAGUAAACUUUAAAAAUUAUGAGAUUUGAAUUCUGUGUAAUUAUUGUGAUAGAAUGUGUAUUAUAUUAUUACCAACUAAGGGAAAAUAAAUUGUAAAAUCAAAAUAAUAAUAAUAAUAAUAAGCAAAAGUAUUAUAAUUUCUGAAAUGUGAAAAAAUAAUAAUAAUUAAUUAUAUAAAUAAUAAUAAUACACAAAAAUAGACGAACACACAAACACAUAUUCAGAUUGUAUAAUACCUUAUAGGUAAUAUAAUACAUAACACGCCGAAUUUUUUUUGUUUGUUUAAAAUUUAUAGUAAGUUUAUUAUGUUGUGUAUAAUACGCUUAUAAUCUUUUAACAAUAUAUAUAUAUAUAUAUAUAUAUAAAUAUAUACAUUAUACAUUAUAUGUCGAUAAUUUCACGUUACCAUUUACAUAUUAUGUGCUCGGAUUUAUUAUUAUUAUUAUUGAUAUUUGGUGAAAUUAUUAUUCAAGUCUUGUGUUCGAACAUUAUACCUUUUGUUGUUUAUGUAAUAAAGAGCGAGUGCAAUUGUGUUGAAAAUUAA
Molecule: messenger RNA, 4357 nt
Organism: Aphis gossypii (cotton aphid)
Lineage: Eukaryota; Metazoa; Arthropoda; Insecta; Hemiptera; Aphididae
Product: 5-hydroxytryptamine receptor 1-like
Exons: 8
Coding region: 723-2216 (497 amino acids)
Biological process (GO): adenylate cyclase-activating adrenergic receptor signaling pathway
Cellular component (GO): membrane
Molecular function (GO): G protein-coupled amine receptor activity
Source: RefSeq, a predicted model, not a curated record